CCUGCACACUGUUGUUUUCCUAUCUUUCCUUCUCUGUCCUUAGUUAGCUUCCAUCACUCUCACUCUCAGAGAUUGCACUGAGGAAGAACAGGCACUCACUCUUUUAGAUCUGAAAAACCCACAAACGCCAGAAAUCCCUUACCUUUAAGGACGACCUAUUUAGGUUUUAGUCUAAGCAAAAAUGGCUGUCGCGGAUGCUCAAAAUCCUCGUGUUGGAGAAACCACUUGUGGUUCUUUGCUGCAGAAACUGCAGGAAAUUUGGAAUGAAGUUGGCGAGAGUGAUGAAGAACGAGACAAAAUGCUUCUUCAGUUAGAGCAAGAGUGCCUUGAUGUAUACAAGAGGAAGGUCGAGCUGGCAGCUAAGUCAAGGGCACAGCUUCUUCAGGCAUUGUCUGAUUCCAGACUUGAACUUUCCAGUCUUCUAUCAGCUCUUGGAGAAAAAAGUUUUACCGGAGUUCCUGAGAAGACUUCAGGGACAAUCAAGGAACAGCUUGGGGCUAUAGCGCCACUACUGGAACAGCUGUGGGAACAGAAAGAGGAGAGAGUGAAGGAGUUUACUGAUGUUCAGUCUCAAAUUCAGAAGAUUUGUGGAGAAAUUGCUGGGAACUCGAAUCUCAGCGACAGUCCUGCGGUUGAUGAGUCUGAUCUAUCCCUGAAGAAAUUAGAUGAAUUUCAAUCCCAACUUCAUGAUCUUCAAAAGGAAAAGAGUGAAAGAUUGCACAAGGUGCUUGAAUUCGUGAGCACAGUGCACGAUCUUUGUGCUGUACUUGGACUGGACUUCUUGAGUACUGUUACAGAGGUUCAUCCUAGCUUAAAUGACUCAACUGGUGUGCGUACCAAAAGCAUUAGCAAUGAUACUCUAUCUAGGCUGGCAAGGACUGUCUUAGCACUAAAAGAAGAUAAGGAACAGAGGCUGCAUAAGCUUCAAGAGUCAGCAACUCAGCUCAUUGAUCUGUGGAAUCUGAUGGAUACCCCUGACGAGGAAAGGAGAUUAUUUGAACAUGUAACCUGUAACAUAUCAGCUUCAGUAGAUGAAGUGACUGUUCCUGGGUCUCUUGCGCUGGAUCUGAUUGAACAGACUGAGGUUGAAGUUGACCGGCUCGAUCAGCUGAAGUCAAGCAGGAUGAAAGAAAUUGCGUUCAAGAAGCAAGCAGAGCUAGAGGAGAUAUUUGCUCGAGCUCAUGUAGAAAUAGAUACAGAAGCUGCCAGAGAAAAGAUUAUGGAACUCAUUGAUUCGGGGAAUGUCGAACCUACUGAAUUACUGGCUGACAUGGAUGAUCAGAUAGCGAAAGCGAUGGAUGAAGCUCUAAGCAGAAAGGAUAUACUGGACAAGGUUGAGAAAUGGAUGUCAGCCUGUGAGGAAGAGAGUUGGCUUGAGGACUACAAUCGCGAUGAAAACAGGUAUAAUGCGAGUAGAGGUGCGCACCUAAACCUCAAGCGUGCAGAGAAAGCACGAAUUCUGGUUAACAAAAUUCCAGCUCUUGUAGACACGUUGGUAGCCAAAACACGUGGGUGGGAGGAAGAGCGUGGCAUAUCAUUUACUUAUGAUGGUGUUCCUCUCCUUGCUAUGCUGGAUGAGUAUGCCAUGCUGAGGCAAGAAAGAGAAGAAGAGAAACGGAGGAUGAGGGAUCAGAAGAAGUACCAAGAGCUACAACAUACAGAACAAGAAACCAUAUUUGGUUCAAAGCCUAGCCCUGCUCGACCAGUUGGCACAAAGAAGGUAGUAGGUCCUCGUGCAAAUGGUGGCCCCAAUGGAACUCCUAGCAGACGGCUUUCACUUAAUGCUCAUCAAAAUGGAAGCAGGUCUGUAGUGAAAGAUGGGAAGAGAGAUCUUAGGCCCGUCGCUCCUAUGAACUACGUUGAAAUGGCAAAAGAGGAUGCUGCCUCCCACAUUUCUGGCACUGACACGGUUCCUGCUUCACCAUAAUUAAUAAGGGAAAGUACUGUAGGUUACACAGCUCUGUCGAAGUUUAGCGUUUUUACUUGUUACUGUAGUAGGGAUAUAAUGUAUGAAACAGUGAGGGUAAAUUGGAGAGUGAACUGUGACGUCUCUACCUGUGCAUGUUAUGUUUUGGCAUUCGGAGCUUUCUAAAUACGUGUUGCUUUCUUUGUUCUUCAAGUUUUGAUCUAUAUUGUAGCAAGCAAGCAUGAUGGUGCCUGUGCCGGUAGCUAUUCUGUGUUGGAAAUAAAAUCCUGCAUCUGCAUUCUCGCCA
Malus domestica (apple) is the source of this 2213-nucleotide messenger RNA. Its product is annotated as 65-kDa microtubule-associated protein 1. NCBI's taxonomy places the organism in Eukaryota, Viridiplantae, Streptophyta, Magnoliopsida, Rosales, Rosaceae. Gene Ontology annotation, cellular component: cytoplasm; spindle. Gene Ontology annotation, molecular function: microtubule binding. The record is from RefSeq and is a predicted model, not a curated record. Gene Ontology annotation, biological process: cytokinesis by cell plate formation; microtubule cytoskeleton organization.